Oncorhynchus gorbuscha (pink salmon) is the source of this 1701-nucleotide messenger RNA. Its product is annotated as calcium/calmodulin-dependent protein kinase type 1B-like. The record is from RefSeq and is a predicted model, not a curated record. Gene Ontology annotation, biological process: peptidyl-serine phosphorylation. Bases 386 to 1315 code for a protein of 309 amino acids. Gene Ontology annotation, molecular function: calmodulin binding; calcium/calmodulin-dependent protein kinase activity; ATP binding. Lineage: Eukaryota; Metazoa; Chordata; Actinopteri; Salmoniformes; Salmonidae. Gene Ontology annotation, cellular component: intracellular anatomical structure. The transcript is spliced from 11 exons.
AACCGGUGCACAUGGCUUUCUCCUUGAUCAAAUUGUAAACAGUGCUACCAAACGCAAUGUACCAGAUGCAGAGAAAUGUACUAUUCACUGUAUGUUCUACUGAGUAGUUCCUCUUGACAGUAAGCUGUUACACAUGGCUUGUUUUCUUGAAGCUGAUGUGUUGAGUAACUGUGAGAGGCAGUUUUCAUCUUUGCUUUCUCCAUCCGCUUUUCUCUUUGUACUGUUAGUGUGUGGGUGGAGUGGACAAGGUUGCUUCAGGAAAAAAGUGUGAUUUUCUAUGAAUGCUCAUAGAGGACAGUGGUGACGAAGGUACAGAGAGAAGAACUGUGAAGACCGCUAACAGUCAGGAUUAUUCUCUGCCACUGCAAUCAACAGCCUAUUGAAGAUGCCUCUGGGGAAGGAAUUCAGGAAGAAAGCAGAGGACAUCACAGCAGUAUAUGAUCUGAGAGAGAAGCUAGGAGAGGGAUCAUUCUCUGAGGUGCGCGUGGCUCAGCACCGCCGCACCCUGAAACUUGUAGCAGUCAAGUGUAUCCGCAAGAGGGCGCUAAAGGGCAAAGAAGCCAUGUUGGAGAAUGAGAUAGCCGUGCUACGCAGUGUUACAGGAGGCGAGUUGCUGGACCGUAUUCUGGAGAAGGGGAGUUACACUGAGAGGGAUGCCAGCCGUGUCAUACAACAGCUUCUGGAGGCAGUCCAAUACCUCCACCAGCUGGGCAUCGUGCACAGGGACCUGAAGCCUGAGAACCUACUGUAUCAGACUCCGUCGGAAGAUUCCAAGAUUGUCAUCAGUGACUUUGGCCUGUCCAAGAUGGAGGAGCAGGGGAUGCUCACCACAGCAUGUGGAACCCCUGCGUAUGUGGCACCAGAGCUUCUGCAGCAGAAAUCAUAUGGCAAAGAAGUGGACCUAUGGGCUCUGGGGGUGAUCACCUAUAUACUACUCUGUGGCUACCCUCCGUUUUAUGACGAGAGCGAGUCACAUAUGUACAGGCAGAUCAUGAAGGCUGAAUAUGAGUUUGACUCCCCGUAUUGGGAUGAAGUCUCUAAUUCAGCAAAAGAUUUCAUUCCGCACAUGUUGCAGAAAGAACCAGAGGAGAGGUACAAUUGUGAGCAGGCCUUGAAGCAUCUUUGGAUAUCAGGAGGAGCCGCUCUGGAGAAGAACAUUCAUGGAUCAGUCAGUAAGCAGAUCCAGAAGAACUUUGCUAAGAGCCAGUGGAAGAGGGCGUUCAAUGCCACAAUGGUGGUGCGGCACCUCAGUAAGAAGAAUCUAGUAGUAGAGGAGGAGUCUAAGGAUAAGGCAGAGACCAAGGCUACACUGUAAGGUUGUGACCUUUAAUCCAUGGGUAGACGAGAAUUUGCCCAGAAGAAUCCUGUGACAGACCAGUCAGAGUGGUCAUUUUGGCUCUCAGGCGUCUCUAAUAUGUGAUAAAAAGCAAAUACAGUGUGAAACUUUCUUUCUGCCAGCAGAGAGCACUCUUAAUCAAGCUUAAGUUCUAUUUUUUGUUGUCUGUCAUCUAAACAUUGCUCAGACUCUGGUUGGGCCCUAUACACUUCAGCAAUAAGACUCAUCAAGUGUAAUUUUGUUGAUAAAUCCAUAUAGGCUUAGUAUCUGUUGACCAUGCAUGGAUGUAAACAUGUUUUCUUGAACGUUAUUAAGUCUCUAUAGACCCUUGUAUUCUUCAACAAUAAAAAUGUUAGAAAACAAUA